CGCCUGCCCCUGGGGGCCGGGGCCCGACUUCCGGCGCUCGGGACUGUCACCCGGCUGCCUGGCGUCAGGCCACUGCGGCUCUCCGGGUGGUGCACCAGAGGCUGGGCCGGCUGUCCCGGAGCCUCUGGGUCCCGAGACGAGAAAGCGAGGAAGGUCCUGGAGGAAGACCUGCCUGGUGCCGCCUGCGCACCGCCGCUGCCGCUGCCCGACUCCCCAGCCUCGGUUUCCCGGAGCGCGUGGGCGGUGCCGGAGCUCCGCGCUCCUCGGCCCUCGCCGCAGCGCUGCGGCGGCUUCCCGGGCGCCACCUGCCCUGGGCCGACCGCGAGACCGGGGCCCGGGCAGGCUGCGCGAGGCGGCGGGCAGUUGGCGGGGCCUUGUCGUGCACCCUUUCUGCCCCUUCUCGGCUGCAGACUCCGAUGGCGGCGGCAGGGGGGCUGGCAGACCCGGCGCCGGGCCUGAUUGCCUUUGAGGACAUAGCUGUGUAUUUCUCUCGGGAAGAGUGGAUGCUACUGGAUACAGCCCAGAGGGCUCUGUACCGCCACGUGAUGCUGGGGAACUUCGCACUUGUGGCCUCACUGGGACUCUCUGCCUCCCGACCUCGUGUGGUCAUCCAGCUGGAGCAUGGUGAGGAGCCUUGGGUUCCCAGUGGGACAGAUACAGCCCUGGGCAGGAAUGCCCACAGAAAGUCCAGCCUUGGUUCCUGCUGUCUGGCAGAGGACAGAGAUGUUUCUGGAGAACCGACACUGCCAGGGGCCUUCCUGCAUAGCUCCCCUGAGACACCUACUAGUCCAAGCCUGGUGGGAAAACGGGGUGCCUUCUCAUCUGGAGAGAGAAAACCUUCAGGUGUGUCAGUGAUCUACUGGGAGAGGCUCCUGCUAGGCUCAGGCAGUGGUAAAGCCAGCAUCAGCCUGCGACUGACCUCCCCACUGAGGGCUUCUGAGAGUGGCCAGUCUAGAGAGAAAGUCCUUACAGACUGCCCCGCUCCAGGGAAGUUGCCACAGAUGGCGGAGCUGCAGAAGCCACAUGUGCAGCCAGCUCACCCCAGAGCCUUCCCAAGCGAUCCAGACCUCAGAACCAUCUGCAGUGGGGGAGAACGGGGAAUGGACACAAACUGGCAUGAGCCUCAGAGACUCAUGGGUACCCAAGAGGCCCCAACCUGGAAAGAGCUGGGCGAGGCCCUCCAUGCUGCUCCCGGUCUGCUCCCUGGGGAGAAGCCCUUUGAAUGCAGGGCAUGCAGCAAAGUGUUUGUGAAGAGCUCAGACCUCCUCAAGCACCUGCGCACCCACACUGGUGAGCGUCCUUACGAGUGUGCACAGUGUGGCAAGGCCUUCAGCCAGACCUCACACUUGACACAGCACCAGCGCAUCCACAGUGGCGAGACGCCUUACGCAUGCCCGGCCUGCGGCAAAGCCUUUCGGCACAGCUCCUCACUGGUGCGGCACCAACGUAUCCACACAGCAGAGAAGUCCUUCCGCUGCAGCGAGUGUGGCAAGGCCUUCAGCCACGGCUCCAACCUCAGCCAGCAUCGCAAGAUCCACGCAGGCGGGAGGCCCUACGCCUGUGCCCAGUGUGGCCGCCGCUUCUGCCGCAACUCGCACCUGAUCCAGCAUGAGCGCACACACACGGGUGAGAAGCCCUACGCCUGUGCACUCUGUGGUGCCGCCUUCAGCCAGGGCUCUUCACUCUUUAAGCACCAGAGGGUGCACACGGGUGAGAAACCUUUCGCCUGCGCGCAGUGUGGCCGUGCCUUCAGCCAUAGCUCCAAUCUCACACAGCAUCAGCUGCUCCACACAGGUGAGCGGCCCUUCCGUUGUGGGGACUGUGGCAAGGCCUUUGCCAAGGGAGCAGUGCUGCUUAGCCACCGGCGCAUCCACACAGGAGAGAAGCCCUUUGUGUGCACACAAUGCGGCCGCGCUUUCCGCGAGCGCCCAGCCCUCUUCCACCACCAGAGGAUCCAUACUGGUGAGAAGGCCUUGAGGCGACCCAGGGCCGGGAUGCGUGCCCAGGCCAGGUCUCCUUCGGAGAGCUCGUCAGAAGGUGUACAUGGGAAGGAAGCCAAAGCCUCUCCUUCCUCAGGUUCACCCACGGCCCUAACGUCUGCCGAGUCCUAAGGGCACACCUCUACCCUUCCCCAACCUUCUGUGAAUCCCUUUCACAGCUAAAGGCCUGUGUCCACUGCAGGUCCACAAGGGGGAGAAGCCCUAUGCGUGCUAACCAGGCACAAGGAAGAUUCUUUGGCGUGCUUCCAUUUGUACACAGUGACAAGAUUUGCCAGUUCAGCUUUGGGAUACACCUGUGUCCUCAACGAGGUCGUAUGCAGAGAUACCAGGAGGAAGGACCUGGUGCCAAAAAAGGCAUUCCUGCCUGGUGAUGCCUUUUCACUGUCUCAUGACUAACGCUACGGUGAGGGGAGAAGUGCAGGCCUGAAGAAGUCUUCACAGAAACUGGCAGCUGGCGACACCUCCCUCUCCCACCCCCCGUGCCCAGGCCUCAGUUCAUCCAGAGCUGCUUUGGAUCUGACCCAGCAAAUAGGAGGCUACAGAGGAAUGACAGUCAGGAUGUAGGACUUGGGCAAGUGGUUGGGCUCUCAGCCUCAACUACCUUCUCUGGGAAAAAGAGGAAAAAAUUUGGGCCCAUCCCAUAGAGGGUGCUCUUCAGGUGGGUACCUGUGGGGAAAUUCCUCUUGUCAGCCCUAUGAACCCUGUGCUAGUUUGCUCACUUUAAAGAUGAGUAAAUUGAGACACAGAGAGGAAAAGCGAGUUGCCCAGGACAGAGCUGAUACUAGAAGCCGGGGGAUUGGCUCAGUUUCACAUACCUCAGCUCCCAGGCCUCAACGUAGUCAGCCAGGCCUGAGGGUCUGACCUGGCCACACAGCUGACUCACAGGCAGUGCAGCCCUGAGGGAGGGGAUGUGGCUGUCAGCAUUGGAAACUGGCUUCCCAGCAGCACUCAUUCACAUUCCCAUCUUCGUUCUGUCACGAGCUCCUGUUACCAAAGUCAAUGUUAUGAGGAUUUUUUUUUUUUUUAAAUGAGGAAUCUUUACAUCCAAAGCACUGAUGAGAACUGCAGAGGAAACAAGACAGGGUUGCUCAUUUUUGUUGGGUUUGGUGGCUACAUGACCUGUUCUACCUUGGUUGGAAAGUGGACAAACAGCUGAACAAGAAGGCCUUGUCAUUACUUAAGCCUAUGUAAUGUUCAGCCUUCUUCUGAAGCCACUUCCCCAGUAUAAUGCCCCUUAAUGCUGAGGACAGAUGGAUGGAGUGGGGCCAUUUGAUUCCUAUAUGGUUAAGCAGACCAGGCCCUCUCCUGAUCUGGGGCUUCACUGCCAGGGUAGGCAGCGGUCUUUUUAACCCAGAGGAGAAAGGGGGGGGGGGACCCAAAACGAUAGCAUUUACAACUUGAAAUGGAUGUAAGUUAUAAUUUUGUGUACAGGCAUGUGGAAGUCCAUGGCCUCAGCCUCUUCUCUUGGCUCCAGGGGUGUUCAGAUGUCUCCCUAGUAAAGGUUUCUUUUUAAA
Molecule: messenger RNA, 3514 nt
Organism: Marmota monax (woodchuck)
Lineage: Eukaryota; Metazoa; Chordata; Mammalia; Rodentia; Sciuridae
Gene: Znf324
Product: zinc finger protein 324
Exons: 4
Coding region: 417-2111 (564 amino acids)
Biological process (GO): regulation of transcription by RNA polymerase II
Molecular function (GO): RNA polymerase II cis-regulatory region sequence-specific DNA binding; DNA-binding transcription factor activity
Source: RefSeq, a predicted model, not a curated record